This is a messenger RNA of Rhododendron vialii, 904 nucleotides long. RefSeq names its product 18.1 kDa class I heat shock protein-like. The record is from RefSeq and is a predicted model, not a curated record. Gene Ontology annotation, biological process: response to heat; response to salt stress; protein folding. NCBI's taxonomy places the organism in Eukaryota, Viridiplantae, Streptophyta, Magnoliopsida, Ericales, Ericaceae. The transcript has a single exon. The coding region runs from base 233 to 712 and encodes 159 amino acids.
UUGGAGAAGGCGUAGGUGCCAUGAUAGCAAAAGAAGAGCCAUGAAAGUACCAGAGUCCUCUCUCUCUCUCUCUCUCUCUCCAAAGGCCCUGAGAGUACCAGAAGGCUCUUCCCUUUUUGCUGUUCAUCAUCUUUUCAUAUCUAUAAAAUAGGUGCUCACACAACUUCACCCUCAUCAUCAGAUUCUUCCAAACAAUCUUUCUGUUCGAAUCGUUCUUCAAACCAUAGAAAAAAUGUCUCUCAUUCCCAGCUUCUUCGGUAGCCGAAAAACCAACGUCUUCGAUCCGUUCUCCCUGGACAUCUGGGACCCCUUGGAUGGCAUCUCCACAUCCGCAAUCGCCAACGUGCCAUCGUCAACGGCUCGUGAAACCUCUCAAUUCGUCAAUGCCCGGAUCGAUUGGAAGGAGACCCCGGAAGCUCAUGUGUUCAAGGCGGACCUUCCGGGGCUGAAGAAAGAAGAGGUGAAGGUCGAGGUGGAAGAGGGAAGGAUUCUUCAGAUAAGUGGGGAGAGGAGCAGAGAGGAAGAGGAGAAGAAUGACAAGUGGCACCGCAUCGAGCGCAGCAGCGGCAAGUUUUUCCGGAGGUUCCAGCUCCCGGAGAACGCCAAGAUGGAUCAGGUCAAGGCUUCCAUGGAGAAUGGAGUGCUCACUGUGACCGUGCCUAAAGCUGAAGUGAAGAAGCCCGAGGUUAAGGCCAUUGAUAUCUCUGGCUAAGACAAAAACUUGUCUUCUUGAUGUUAUGGUUUGUUUUCGACGUCAACAUGUUAUGUACUGGUAUAACCUAAGAAUAAAAAUGAGUUGAAUGUGUUUUGUGUGAGAGUGUUUUUUUGUGUGUAAAACCUGAUAAGGAAAUGUUGCCUAUGUCAGUACGUACUUGUUUUUAAUAAAAAGUAGUAUUACUUUCAA